Aspergillus brunneoviolaceus CBS 621.78 is the source of this 1143-nucleotide messenger RNA. RefSeq lists its product as uncharacterized. The transcript is spliced from 5 exons. Gene Ontology annotation, cellular component: nucleus. The record is from RefSeq and is a predicted model, not a curated record. Lineage: Eukaryota; Fungi; Ascomycota; Eurotiomycetes; Eurotiales; Aspergillaceae. Gene Ontology annotation, molecular function: DNA-binding transcription factor activity; transcription cis-regulatory region binding. Gene Ontology annotation, biological process: positive regulation of transcription by RNA polymerase II. The coding region runs from base 1 to 1143 and encodes 380 amino acids.
AUGAAGGAUCAGCAGUUCCGUCCGACCAUGACCCUGGCCCAGGCCCGGCUGGUGAAGUAUUUCUUCACCAAUUUAGUGUCGUGGUUCGACUAUUGCAUUCCUGACAGGCACUUCCAAACCGUUGUGGGGGCCACCGUUACCAAAGACCCGUCCAUCCUAUUUGCCGUUUUGGCAAUAUCUGCCCGACAUCGGGAGUUGACGAUGGGGAUCAGCUCCUGCAAUUCGCAUGAAUAUGAGGGGCGGUGUCUUGAAGUUCUGAUCCCGAGUCUCAACGAUACGUCCAAGGCUUUGGACGAUAGCGUGCUGGCCUCCGCCAUGCUCUUAAGAUUACUCGAAGAAAUGUCCGAGCCAACCGAAGCACAGGUCUUCACAUCGCAUGCGGUUUCCACCCCGAUUUUGCUUCAGAUCAAGGGUGGUAACGUCCGACCAUCGGGAUUCAGUGAUGCAGCCAUGAUUGUGGCUUUGCGGCAAGAAAUCGUUAUUGGCAACGUGGUGAAACGAGCCGUUGAACCCAGCCUUGCCUCCUGCAAUGCGAAUUGGUCCCUGGCGCCCGCUGACGAUGCUACGUGGACAUAUCGCAUGAUUGCACAUGCAGCACGCGUCACCACCUUUGCCUACGGUGACGGACCCAAAGACAAGUUGGAGUGGGAUCGACUGUGGCAGUAUGUACUGGACUGGGAACAGCGCAAGCCCGACUCAUUUCAGCCGAUACACUAUUCACAUCGAACCCAAUUGUGGACCUUUCGCCUUCGCCCGGAGAACCCGGGAGAUGCACCAUCUGCCAGCGCGAACAGGGACAGCCAGCAAUAUCUCCAACUGUCUCGCAUCUUAUUACUGGCGCAUGACCCCCGCUUGCCCAGCUUAGGCAUGGGGCGCGCUCAGUAUCUGCAGAAGCAAGAGGAGGAGAUGCGUAACGCGGUUCGCGUCAUAUGUGGGAUAGCCAUGUCGAAUCCGGAAUAUAUGCCCGCCAAGCUGACCGCGGGUCUGGCAAUCGCAUUGGGUGGUGAGCUGUUCGACGAUCCCGAAGAGACUCGAGAGCUGAUGCAUCUGGUUGCUGAGGCCGAGCUGCAUGUGGGGUGGCCAUGCUUGAAAGUGAGCUAUCGCCUCCGAGCUUUCUGGGGUCUCGAAGGCAAUCUUGAAUGA